AUGGGACCCUUAGGGUGCAUGUUACCCCUUCCCAAGGACAGUCCCACUCCGGAGGAGUCGAAAGACACCUCAACGCCCCCAAGAUGGUUAACCAAGUAUCGCCUUCCUCCUCCUCGAAAGCUUGGUUCUUGGGAGUUGGGAUCAGAUGAGUCUGUGGUGCCGCCGGAGUUGAUAGAUUCCUCAGGUUCUGCAGCCAGUGUACAGGCUCCUCAGAGUAACAGCAAUCGAUAUCAACAGCAAGAGCAGUUACCACCGGUCAGACAACUACUUACACCAGUAUCUUAUUCCGACGUACCAAACUCCCACUACUAUUUCCCAGGACGCAGAAACUCUCCGCUGUACAGCAGCGGGACACAUGGAUCUUCUCCAACCGGUGAGGCCUACGAUGCACGCACCCUGACAACUAGGUAUCCAAGCUAUGGCCGCGUCUCAAGCCCAAUGAGACCACCGGUACCAGACUCUGUUGAACCAUCAUACGGACGCGGACAGUACCCAGCAUAUUCUCGAGAGCAGCUACCUCCGCUCUCCCAUGUUGGGUUAAGUCUCACGAGCUUGCCGUCCCACCAUUUUCCCGAUUACACGAGAAACAGCGAUGACGCACCUUUAACGCGUUACCACCAUAACCAGCUUCCGUUUGAACGAGACCUGCCUAAUUCUGAAGCAUCUCCAGUAUCCAAUACGUCCUCACUGGCUACUGAGACUGCUUUGCGCUCAGCUUCACCGACUAGCAAAAGUCAGCCUCGACUGGCUCAUGUGGUAGACGAGCGCUAUAUUGGGAGUGAGGGUCUAUGUUACAUAUACUCCGAUGGUACCCAUUGCCCUAAGCUGAUUGAUGGGGAGCUCGUCAAUGCCAACUGGGGGAUCACGAAAGCUGGUAAGCCAAGGAAGCGGUUGGCGCAAGCAUGUAUAACGUGCAGAGAUAAGAAAAUCAAAUGCAUCCCGAACGUUCCCAAGUGUGAUCAGUGCCAGAAGUCAGGGAGAGAGUGCAAAUUUGAAAAUGCGCCUCGUGGAAACCAAGCUGCGAAGGCUUUGCAACAAUUGCCCAUAGCUUCUGAACAGACAGUGGAUCGCCACGGCUCAUCAACAGUAUCGACGAUAUCCCAUAACCAACGGACGGAUUACCCGGCGAGUGGAUACUCAACAUCAAGUUUGUCCAUCGGGAGCCCGCGUGAUUUGAUGUCAACUUCUAGCCAUUCGAACGACUCAGGUACAACGAUGCACGAAAUGGCAGGCCCAUGUCUAGACUUUAACAGACCUCUAAAACGGAGACGGCGAUCCUCCGCGAAUGCCAUUGACCACGCUGGGCACAAUCCUAAACCAAACAAAGAUAUGACAACGGCUUCUGAUUCACACACCGUGGUUGAUAUUUUGUCGGACAUGGCUGCCAUGGACCUCCACGAUCCGACGCUAUCGGAAUGGGAAACAGACCCUUACCAAAACCACCCCGAAUCAACCAUGCACUAUGUCGAUAGGUAUUUCAAAUAUGUUAACGGUGCAACCUACUGUAUAUUUCCUCGAGAACCAUUUAUUAGAUGGCUCAGGUUUUGUGUGAAUAAAUCUCUUGAUGACAAAAUGUUGUUGUAUGCUAUGCUUGCUAUGGGUGCUAUUUUCGGCAACAGCAAGGAGCACAGAGCAGAUGCAAUGAGGUUUGCGAGAAUAGCAAGACAUGCUGUGGAGAAGAGUCAAAAUAGCCCGACUUUACAUCUAGCUCAAACUCGAAUUAUCCUUGGCAUGUGGCAUUUCACAAUCGGCGCAUCCGCGACAGCGUCUGAUUUUACGGGCUCUGCAAUGCGGACUAUAUGUGGGCUGAAACUUAACGUUGAACAUGGGGCUUCAACAUCCGGGAGUUCGCCUGAGUGGGACGAGUUUUUCCAGGCUGAAACCAUCCUAGAGUGCCAGAGGAGGACCUUUUGGGCUGCUUUCCUUAUGGAUAGACAUACCUCCCUUGAAGCCCACUUCCCUACGGUGCUCAAGCCACAAGAUAUCUUCCUGCGAUUACCAUUAAGGGAAGACUGGUAUGAGAGUCAAAAAUGGGCUAAUAUGCCCUACUUCGAAAAUGGUAUCAUACUCUCAGAUGUCUCUCUACUGGAGGAAAGGAAUGCGCUUGAUCCGAUGGCUUUCUUGGUUGAGGUUUCUGCCAUUUGGGGGGAUGUGCUUGAGCAUAUUUAUCGUUCUACCUAUGUCUCAUCUCCAAAUUACGAGGUGCGGUUCGGAGAAUUCUACGAUUCAACCGUGAAGCGUACCGAUAAAUGGCUUGCUAGUCUCCCACAGUACUUCUCCUACAAUGUUCGAAAUCUGGAACUGAGCGUCCAGGCCGGAAAAGCAGAUGUAUUUGUCAGUGUGCAUAUCUUGUACCACGCAACCAUGAUGAGAUUGAACCGGUAUGCUCGCUACGAGGACCUACCGUAUCAUAUAGUUGAGCGAAAUGUCCGCCGUUCCCACCAGCACUCCAUCGACGUCCUCCGCAUCGCCUUUGAUCUCAGCCAAUUCCUGAAUACUAGCAAUAAAAGUAAAAGCAGCUCAUCGACUACAAAAACCACCUUUUCCACCCCCCUGACAGGAAAUGCCAUACUAUCAGCCACUGAUGUCCUCUCUGCCGGUGGCUCCAUUCGUGAAGCACCAUACUAUCUCCAACUAAUAAGUGCUGGCAUGGACCUGACUGCUGAAGUUGCACGGUUCUGGCACAGCGCACGCGAGCAGCUACGAAUUAUGGAACUGCGCGUGGGGAAGGUAACGGACGCCAUUCGUGCACAUGGCUUACAGGGCGAGAAGCGUGGAUUUGCCGUCCAGGGACUCCCGCUAGAUCUCAUUCUAGUGGAUAAACUAAUGCCUAACAAUGAGGCUCCCGGUGCCCAUGCUGCACCUACGAAACCUUCGAAAAUGCAAGGGAGUACCAACCCUUCGAUCACAGCUAAGAGAGGCGAUUUGGUCUAUUGUCUUACGCGAGACGAAUAUUUUCGUGCGCUUGGACUCAACGACAUUUCGGUGCAGAGGGGUGAGGUGUUGUGGAUUUCCUGCGAGGUUGAAAAAUGA
Molecule: messenger RNA, 3033 nt
Organism: Paracoccidioides brasiliensis Pb18
Exons: 3
Coding region: 1-3033 (1010 amino acids)
Biological process (GO): regulation of DNA-templated transcription; DNA-templated transcription
Cellular component (GO): nucleus
Molecular function (GO): zinc ion binding; DNA-binding transcription factor activity, RNA polymerase II-specific; DNA binding
Source: RefSeq, a predicted model, not a curated record